AUGUUUUCUUCCACUCUCCGUCGCCAUUGCCCCUCAAUUGCACGCAUUACUUUCUCCUCAAUCCGCCCUCUUACUUCAUACACUCCUACACGCACGGUUGUACGCAAUUCGUUGAAAAAUCCUCCCUCUGCUUCCUUUUCACGGCAUAGAUUCUUCUCCGUCUCGCCGUUUUUGAAAAAUGAUACCGAGGCGGAGCCGGAAUUGGCGGAAGAAUCGACACCAGAUUCUGAUCCUCCUGCGGGGGAAUAUGUUCAUCACACGGGCGAUCCCGAAGUAACUCAUCAUUAUGGAGAGGAUGAACCAAUAACUCGUUUUCAGCAGCUGGCUGAUAGAGGCUUGGUUGAUCCGGUCAUUAUCGAGAAGAUAGUGAAGGACAAGGGAUACGAGGAAAUGACCAAGGUCCAGAGGAAGACUAUUCUGGAGACUUUGGGAGGAGAAGAUGUGUAUGUUCUGCUCUCGAUAUUUUGCAUCGGGGUUUUUUUUGCUAACAAGCUAUUGGGUGACAGGUUCGGUCAAGCCAAGACCGGUACGGGAAAGACUAUUGCCUUCCUUUUGCCCGCCAUACAGCGCAUACGAGCCUCCACCAUCCCUUGUAAGCCUCGUACCAAGAUCAGCCCUGGGCAUCGGCAAGAGGAAGGAAAAACGAACGCGGAUGUUCGUGUGAUAAUUAUAUCUCCUACCCGUGAGUUGGCACAGCAAAUUGAGGUCGACGCCCGAUUCCUUACUAGAGGCACUGGAAUCAUUACCCAGCUUGCCGUUGGCGGUUCUCGGAAGAGAGAGAGCCUCAUAGAUAUUAGAUGCCGCGGGUGCAAUAUUUUGGUUGCUACUCCCGGCAGAUUGCAUGAUAUUCUAUCCGAUCCGACGGCCGAAAUCAGCACCGAAAAUCUCGAGAUGCUAGUAUUGGACGAGGCGGACCACCUGCUUGAUCAAGGGUUCGCCGAAGCAAUCGACGAUAUUGUCAAACUCCUUCCCCACAGAGACAAGCCUGUUGGGGAUACUGGAAUGCCUAGACAAACGCUCUUAUUCUCUGCCACCAUCCCAGACAGGGUCCAGGAGAUGGUGAAAAAAACCAUGCGCCGCGAGCACAAAUUCUUGCAGAUGGUUGAGAAGGGUGAGGCAGCGACACACGAGAAAGUCCCACAACACCUUGUUAGAUGCAGGGGACUUGAGAACCAGUUGCCAGCACUUGUCGAGCUUCUAAAACGCGAAAUCCAGGCUGUCGACGACUCGAAAGGAACUGAAAACCUCCUUCAACCCUUCAAGGCUAUCGUCUUCCUCCCUGCUGUUCGUCCGGUGAAGCUCUUGACUGCGGCCCUUAGAAACAUUAGGCUGGGGGGGGGUGAAGGGCCAGGUGUGGGCCCGUUCUACCCGGCCAAAAUAUUUGAGAUUCACUCCCAACUCACUCAAGCCGGACGGACAAGAACUGCCGAGAACUUCCGCAAAGCUGAAUCCGGAAUUCUGCUUUCGUCUGACGUUACAGCACGCGGGAUGGAUUUCCCCGGCGUAACACACGUGAUCCAGAUGGGCGCCCCCAAAAGUGAGGAAACCUAUAUUCAUAGGAUCGGACGCACAGCUCGUGGGGAUAGGUCUGGCGUAGGCUAUCUAUUCCUCUCAGAGAUGGAGUUCGCAGAUACUAGGAGGGAACUUCGGAAGCUUCCGUUGGAACUCAACGAUUCACUUGUUACCGCUGGGAUCGACUUGGCGGUAGAGCAAGAACUCCCGAAACAUGCAUCCGAGAUCUUGACUGCUGUUGCGGAAGCCAACCAGGGAAUUGAUCCAUCCGAGAUGAGGAGUACCUACACAUCACUCAUUGGCUGCUAUGGCGGUAUCCAAAAAUCUCUUUUGGCCGAAUCUCUAAAUCGCCUCGCCACCCUUGGAUGGGGGCUGCCGGAGCCUCCGGCGGUAUCUAGGGUACUUGCAUCGAGGCUAGGCAUCAGUCCCAAUCACGGAUUCAACAUCUCAGCCCCAACCCGUGAUGGGGCUGGCGAUGAGGGGUUUGACGGGCCUGAUCGUGGCGGACGAGGCGGAAGAGGUGGAAGAGGUGGAAGAGGUGGAAGAGGCGGUUUCGGCGGGAGGGGGGGACGGGGCGGGAGGGGCGGGUUCAGCGAUCGCCCGUCUUACCGCUCCAGUGGUGGCGAUGAAGAUGGCUAUGGGCGCGGGUCAUUCAGACCGAGAGACGAUAACAACGGGACUAGCUAUGAACGUAGGCCCUACCGAUCCCAAGGCAAUGGGGACGACGAGGGCGACACCAGCUAUGAACGCAAGCCAUUCAGACCAAGAGACGGGAAUGACGGGGGUGGCUAUGAACGCAAGCCCUUCCGUCCUAGAGAUGAUUCAUCUGGCGGCUACGAGCGUAAGCCCUUCCGUCCCAGGAACGGUGACGAUGGCGAGGGUGGUAGUGGUGACUAUGAGCGCAAGCCCUACCGUUCUAGAAACAAUGGCGAUGAUGAUGAGGGCGGUAGUGGUGACUACGGGCGCAAACCCUUCACAUCCGGAGGUUUCCGCGGCCGGGGACGUGGUCGUGGCGGCUAUGACGGUCGGUCUAGUCGAAGCUCGGGCAGCGAGCGCGGUCGAGGCGGGUACCAGCGCGCGCACGGUGGCGGAUCUGGUAACUGGGAGCGCGGGAACCGUGGACGUAGCAGCGGCGGGAGAGGGCGGUAUUGA
Molecule: messenger RNA, 2664 nt
Organism: Tuber aestivum (summer truffle)
Lineage: Eukaryota; Fungi; Ascomycota; Pezizomycetes; Pezizales; Tuberaceae
Source: the annotation of a GenBank genome assembly